AUGCAACGAAAUAUCCGAGGUCCCCCUAAGAACCUCACCGAAAAAGUUAGCAUCGACGACUCAAAUCCUGAGAAACAGGUGAGCAUCGGAUCCGAGCUACCUCUCGAAACCAAAAAGGAGCUCGUCGAAUUCCUAAAACAGAAUAUCAAAACCUUUGCAUGGACCACCAGCGACAUGAAAGGCAUAGAUGCAAAUGUCACCACUCAUAAGCUCAAUGUAGACCCUACUUUUAAACCGAUCAAACAGAAACGUCGUAAGCUAGGUCUAGAAAAAGCCCAAGCUGUCAACGACGAGGUCGAUCGACUAACAAAGGCCGGGUCCAUCCGAGAGGUACAAUACCCCGAUUGGCUAGCUAACCCAGUGGUAGUAAAAAAGAAGAAUGGGAAAUGGAGAAUCUGUGUAGACUUCACCGAUUUAAACAAAGCCUGUCCUAAGGACAGCUUCCCGUUACCUCAUAUCGAUCGUUUGGUCGAAGCAACGGCUGGACACCAGCUCUUGUCCUUUAUGGAUGCCUUUUCAGGAUAUAACCAGAUUAUGAUGGAUCCUGAGGAUCAAGAGAAAACCGCAUUCAUAACUGAACGAGGAACCUAUUGUUACAAGGUCAUGCCGUUUGGUUUGAAAAACGCGGGAGCUACCUAUCAAAGGUUAGUAAAUAAAAUGUUCGCUGGACAACUCGGAAAAACCAUGGAAGUCUACAUCGACGACAUGUUAGUCAAAUCCUCAAAGGGGGAGGACCACAUCUCCCAUCUAAGAGAAUGUUUCGAAAUCCUCAACAAAUACGACAUGAAGCUAAACCCAGCUAAGUGUACCUUCGGAGUACCUUCCGGCGAAUUCCUAGGUUACCUCGUAACCGAAAGAGGCAUCGAAGCCAACCCGAAACAAAUAGCGACAUUCCUGGAAAUGCCAUCACCUAAAACGACCAGAGAGGUACAAAGAUUGACCGGACGGAUCGCAGCACUAAAUCGAUUCAUCUCCAGGUCCACCGAUAAAUGCCUUCCAUUCUAUAAACUUCUGAAAAAUAAUAAGAAGUUCUUAUGGGAUGAAAAGUGCGAAGAAGCCUUCAAACAGCUGAAGGCUUACCUCUCGGAACCUCCGAUACUAUCCAAACCUGUAGUAGGAGAACCACUGUACCUGUACCUCGCCGUGUCGGCAGCUGCAGUCAGCGGAGUGCUAGUACGAGAGGAACAAAACGAACAGAGACCUGUCUAUUAUACUAGCAAAAGCUUAAUAGACGCCGAGACGAGAUAUCCCACCAUGGAAAAACUAGCCCUAGCAGUCGUGACAGCUGCCAGGAAGCUGCGACCUUAUUUCCAAUCGCACUCGAUCAUCGUAAUGACCUCACAACCAUUACGGACGAUUCUGCAUAGCCCUAGCCAAUCCGGACGAUUAGCAAAAUGGGCUAUAGAGCUCAGCGAGUACGACAUCGAGUACAGACCCCGAGCAGCAGCAAAAGCUCAGGUCCUCGCCGAUUUCGUUAUUGAGCUAGCAUCCGAACAUCUAGACCAGGAAACAGAGGUUCCGAAAUGGAGCCUAUACGUGGACGGAGCCUCGUCAAGGCAAGGCUCCGGUGUCGGUUUAAGACUAACCUCCUCAGCCGGAGAAACCAUCGAACAAUCCUAUAGACUUGGAUUUAACGCUUCCAACAACGAGGCCGAGUACGAAGCACUAAUCGCUGGAUUAAAGCUCGCCCUGAGCCUCGGAAUUCGGGAGCUAAACGCCUACAGCGACUCGCAGCUGGUAGCUAGCCAGUUUCACGGGGAAUACGAAACAAGGGACGAAAGAAUGGGGGCAUACCUCGAGGUCGUCCUAAACCUCACAAAGCAGUUUGACAAGUUCGAGCUAACGAGGAUCCCACGAGGGGAGAACUCCUCAGCAGACGCGCUCGCCGCAUUAGCUUCCACAUCCGACCCUCUCGUAAAACGAAUUAUACCCGUGGAAGGAAUCGAGAAGCCAAGUAUCGACAUAGCUACCAAGGCUGAGAUGGAUAGCAAACCAAAGGAAAAAAUAGAGGAUAACAGCCUCCCGACGGUAGCUACCCAAGUUUUCACGACAUUCUGGUUCCCGAAAACUAGAACACGCAGCUUUAGAAAGCACACCUCCAGGAAAGCAACCCAGAACCCGGAAAACAACGACAAAAGUGAAGGUACUCACCGAAGUUCAGACUCCCUAGAGCCUAACUCUACGAGUACCUCCGGGGGCACCAUCCAGACCUCGGAGCCACUUGUCUAUAAAGUCCAAACAAGAAGCCGCACCGCUCUUAAAAACGCAUCUAGGAACGCUACACAAACCACAGGGGAUAACGAGGAAAUUGGAGAUAUUCCUCAGAACCCAGAACCUACUCCAACGAAUAUCUCCGGGGGCACCACGGCACCAGGUCCCGAACAGGAAUCUCCCUCCUCUCUUCACAACAAAGUUGUAGGGAGAGAAGACUGGAGAAUACCGAUCAUGGAUUACAUCCUAGAGGGAAAAAUUCCACCCAACAAGUGGGAGGCUCGAAAACUCAAAGCUUUAGCAGCAAGAUACUGUAUAAUCGAGUCAGCCCUCCACAAACGAAGUGUCUCCGGACCUUACCUAAAAUGCGUUCACGGCCUAGUAGCUAUGAAACUCAUGAAGGAAAUGCACGACGGUUCCUGUGGAAACCAUUCCGGAGGCAGAGCCUUAGCCAUCCGAAUAAAAAACAAGGCUACUUCUGGCCUACCAUUAUCGCAGAUUGUGAGGUCUACUCCUCAUCGUGCGACAAAUGCCAAAGGCAUGCACCGAUCAUACACCAACCAGCGGAAAAGCUGUCUAACAUAUCAGCUCCCUACCCAUUCAUGAGGUGGUCUAUGGACAUUAUAGGUCCAUUAGUACCUUCAGGGAAAGGAAAGAAGUUACUAAACCUCCUGGUCCUAACCGACUACUUCACGAAAUGGAUUGAAGCUGAAGCUUUCCAACAAAUAAACAGAUUCGAGGUCGAAGGA
Molecule: messenger RNA, 2960 nt
Organism: Brassica napus (rape)
Lineage: Eukaryota; Viridiplantae; Streptophyta; Magnoliopsida; Brassicales; Brassicaceae
Exons: 1
Coding region: 1-2817 (938 amino acids)
Molecular function (GO): nucleic acid binding; RNA-DNA hybrid ribonuclease activity
Source: RefSeq, a predicted model, not a curated record